Messenger RNA from Didymodactylos carnosus, 816 nucleotides. The record is from the annotation of a GenBank genome assembly. Lineage: Eukaryota; Metazoa; Rotifera; Eurotatoria; Philodinida; Philodinidae.
AUGAUCACAACGCGAUUUUACCCAUUUAUCAACGGAAAGGUAUCAAGCGAAUUUAUAUGUCCUGCAGAUGGAAGAUGGCCUGAUCCCAAGGAUUGCGAAAAGUAUUUAACAUGUAAUAGCGGAAUUAGCGUGGGCGGUUGGUGUGGUAGUGGAAUGGCGUACGAUGUUGAUAACAAACGUUGUGAUCUUUCGAAAAAUAUUGAGUGUAAUGCUGGCGAGAGACCAAAUUGGACUCCACCGGAAAAUUGGCAAAACGACGAAUCCGUAAAAAGUGUUUCUACUAAAACAACACAUGACGAUAGUACGACGACCAUACGACAUGUAUCAAUUAAACGAAAUCAGAAAACAACAUUAACAACAAAGACUACUGUACAAAAAGUUUCAUCAUCUACGCGAGAUCCAAUGGCUAUUGAAGAAGGAAAAUUGUGUAUGUUCAAAGGAAAUGUGGCAGAUGUGUCAAAUUGUGCAUCUUAUUUUUAUUGCAAGGAAGGGAUAUCAGUUAAAUCUCGUUGUCCUGAAAAAAAUUUGUUUGAUGAUGAUUUGAAAACAUGCAAUGACUACAGAAAAGUCUUUUGUGGUGAUCGACCAGAAAAUGAAAAGUAUAAAGAUCCAUGUAAUGGUCAACCAAAUGGAAAAUAUACAGAGAUUGAUACUGGUUGUAUAAGUUGGUAUACGUGUAUUGAUCAAGGAAAAGCAAAAUCGGAUGAUUGCCCAGGAGGAUCACGUUUUAACACGCUUACAUUGCGUUGUGAUCAUCCAAGAAAUAUCCCAAAGCCUUGUGGAUUAAGAAGUAAAUCGUCUGGUAAGUUCUGGUGA